Messenger RNA from Penicillium daleae, 3867 nucleotides. RefSeq lists its product as uncharacterized. The transcript is spliced from 13 exons. Gene Ontology annotation, molecular function: transmembrane transporter activity; phosphoric diester hydrolase activity. Gene Ontology annotation, biological process: DNA repair; transmembrane transport. Lineage: Eukaryota; Fungi; Ascomycota; Eurotiomycetes; Eurotiales; Aspergillaceae. The record is from RefSeq and is a predicted model, not a curated record. The coding region runs from base 1 to 3867 and encodes 1288 amino acids. Gene Ontology annotation, cellular component: membrane; nucleus.
AUGAUGCCCUCGAAGAAGUUCGAGAUGGGAGCGACCGUCGGCCAUGAGGAGUUGCCCUCCGACCACAAUGCGGCAUCCGACACUCUAGAUAUCAAAGAGAAAGCCAACCCUCUUGCAGAAGAUCUGGGCAUUGAGAUCGACGCUGCCACCGACAGGCGGCUCUUCUGGAAGAUCACCCGGCGCAUCCUGGUCAUUCAGGUGAUCACUUACUUCUGCCAGUCCCUCGACAAGGGGAUUUUGAACUAUGCCUCUAUCAUGGGUAUCAAGACAGAUGCGCACCUAGUGGGACAGGAUUAUUCAUGGCUUGGGACCAUCCUAUAUAUCGGCAUUCUUGUGGGCGAAUACCCUCAGAAUCUUCUCCUACAGAAAUUUCCUCUAGCCAAGAUGCUCUCCGUCAAUGUAUUCUUCUGGGGGGCUAUAGUGGCAUGUUCUGCUGCGUCGACCCGCUUUGGAUCGCUCAUGGCUGUUCGAUUUCUCUUGGGUUUCUUCGAAAGCUGCGUCCAGCCAGCUAUGAUGCUGCUGACUGCAAUGUGGUAUAAGAGAGAGGAGCAAUCAGUCUUGAACGCGAUCUGGUAUUGCAUGUCGGGUGUAUCCUUGAUGAUCGGUGGUCUGCUGGCCUUUGGAGUAUCGCAUUUUCAAAACGGACCAAUCAAAAAUUGGCAACUAUUGUUCCUAAUCCUGGGUCUUGCCACAUGCGUCUGGUCCUUCUUCAUUGGCAUCCUUCUCCCCGAUAGCCCAUUGUCAGCGAAGUGCUUCAGUGAAGAGGACAAGCGUCUGAUGAUUGAGCGAGUGCGCAAAAACGAGACUGGUAUCCAGAACCGAGAGUACAAGAAAUACCAAAUCGUCGAGGCUCUCAAAGACCCCUUUGUCUGGUGCUGCGUCUUGCUCAUCACCGUGGCUAACCUAGUUAUUGGUGGUCUCGGUGUAUUCUCCAACCUCAUCAUCCAACAAUUUGGCUUCUCGCUCCUGCAGACACAGCUGCUCAACAUUGCCCAAGGAGCCUGGACCAUUCUGAUCAUGGUCGGAUCGGCCUGGGCAGCCCAACGAUUCCAGCAGACAUGCUUCGUUAUGAUUCUUUGUGCAAUUCCCGCUCUGGUCGGGACAAUCGUGAUCCUUGUCGUCACCCCAACUGCCUCGAAUGCAGGUGGCAUGCUCAUCGCGUUCUACUGCACGCAGUUCUUCCUGGCCGAAGGUAACAUGAUUAUCUCGCUGAUCACGCGCAACGUCGCCGGUCAAACAAAGAAGGGUAUCACAAUGACCAUGGUUUUCAUUGGCUGGGCCGUCGGUAAUCUCAUCGCUCCCCAAAUUUUCCAGAGCAAAGAUGCUCCCAGAUACCUGCAUGGUUUCCUGACGCACAUCGUGGUCUAUGCUGUUUAUGUUGCUCUGGUGGUCUUGACCCGAAUCAUCUUGAUGGCACGGAAUCGGUCCAAGGUGCAGGCCUCGGCAGAAAUCUCGCACGAACUGGCAUUCGAGGACCUUACCGAUCGUGAGAAUCCAAAUUUCCGAUAUGCCUUACCUGGCAUCCACCCCACCCCAGCCUUUGAAGCUGAGGUUUCUUGUCGCUCACCUCUUGUCAUCCUCGUGCCUUGGCUUUGUCAACACCUCACACCUCAACACUUCAUAUUUCAGCAGCCCUACGCCCAUCUCCUCAUCUAUUUUACUUUUCAAACAAUCGCCUUUCAGGCUCACGGCUUCGGCUUUUCGAUGAUGGAUCCAUCAGCGCUUGAGAAGAAAAUGCUGGAAGCGGCCAUCGCAGCCUCACUUCAAGACUUCCAAAAGCAAGCCCGCCAGUCGUCCUCCCAGUCAUCUUCACAAACCCAAGACCAGAGCCGUGCAACUGAAAGUGGCUCAAAGACCCCGUCAAAAAGUUCCUCUCAAGCUGCCAAUCCUCAAAUGAUGCCCGAUCAGCCAAGAAGAUCACCUCGGUUGCCCCAGCCUCUAAAGAGUCAGGUCGUAGACCUUACCAACGACUCGAGCUCAGAUUCAGACCUCCAGGAAAUCUUCCCAAAGUCUAAGUCUGUCAUCGGCUCCGAUACGGAUGCGGAGAUUGUUGAGGAUGCAGAAGAUGAUGACAGCGAUGAGGACCUUAAGCGAGCAAUUGCGAUGUCCCUUGAGGGCGCUCAGCACAGCGCCGAGAUCUCCGAUAUUCAGGGACCGGCAUCUCAUCUAAAGCCAGUGGAUGUCACCGAGACCACCGCUCCCGUAACCCCCAACCCCCAAGGCAUUUUUGGUAUGGAUCGGAAGCAGAUGGAGCAAGAACGUCUUGCCCGCUUCGCCAAACGCAAAGCUGGGAGCUCCCCUCUUUCUACUCAGCCCGCCCAAAAGACUUCUAAGAUUACUGAUCUAAAGCCCUCUUUGAAUGCUCGAGCUCCUUUGCCACCCAAAACUUCAAAUACUAAUGUCUACAACAAUUUCGCUGCCAACGAUCCUACCAACAGGGUUCAGCCAACUCCUCGGCCCGUCAUGCAGUAUCCCCUGGGCGCCGUCAAAAAGACACAUGUGGCGUACAGCCCUCGCACCGGCAAUGACAUUACUAUUGAGGAGGUCUUCCAACGGGAGGACUUGAAAGUCGCGGUACUCAGCUCAUUCUUGUGGGAUAUCGAAUGGCUUUUUUCCAAGUUCGAUACCAAGAAGACCAAGUUUAUUCUCAUCAUGGGUGCGAAGGAGGAAGCUACGCGCAGGCAAUACCGGGAGGAGACAGGCUCGAUGCCUAAUCUUGACUUGUGUUUCCCACCUAUGGAGCCCCAGGUGAAUAAUAUGCACUCAAAAUUAAUGCUCUUCUAUCACCCCGGGUACCUUCGCAUUGCCGUUCCAACUGCAAAUCUCACCUGCACUGACUGGGGUGAGAAUGGCCUAAUGGAAAAUGCAAGUAUCAAUGUCCAAAUUGAGUUGGGUGUCAAGGUUGAGGAGUCGAACACCGCUUUCAAAGAGGAUUUGAUCUACUUUUUGAAGGCCUCCAAAUUGCGCGAAGACGCAAUCAAGGCAGUAGAUGAUUUCGAUUUCAGCAAUACGGCGCGAUAUGCAUUUGUACACACUAUUGGCGGCUCGCGAACCGGCGAAUCGUGGAAACGGACCGGGUACUGUGGGCUCGGACGCGCUGUGACGCAGUUGGGUUUGCGACCCUACGGACCAAUCAACAUUGCCUAUGUGGCUUCCUCCGUCGGUUCUCUGACCGAUGAGUUCCUUCGGGCAAUCUAUCUUGCCGCUAGAGGUGACGAUGGCCUCACGGACUACACCCUUCGAAAUACCCGAGAUUCAUCUACCCAGACCAAUGAUCAUCGGCGCAGAGAGAUGCUCGAGUUGGGCCAGGAAUGGCAAAAUCGUUUCCACGUGUAUUUCCCGUCCGACCAGACUGUGCGCCUCGCUCACUCGGAACCCAAUAGAACUGCAGGGACUGUAUGUUUCUCGUCGCGUUGGUGGCUGGGCGCAAAGUUUCCUCGAGGGGUCUUGAAGGAUUGUGAGAGUGAGCGGGGAGUCUUGAUGCACAACAAGCUCAUGUACGUUUGGCCAGCGGAGCCCAUUCAGAUGCCCGGCGGCAACGAAUGCAAGGGUUGGGCAUAUGUCGGAAGUGCCAAUAUCUCAGAGAGUGCCUGGGGCCGCUUGGUCAAAGAUCGCGUUACGGGUCAGCCAAAGCUGAACUGCCGCAACUGGGAGUGUGGCGUACUGGUCCCGGUUACUACACCCGGAGGUAGAGCAAACUCCCAACUGAGCGAUGCUACCACCGCCACUGUCGAUGCUUCUCCGACCAGUCAGUCGCAACCUCAGCAACUCCCGGCCAAGAUCUUCCAAGAUACCAUCCCGGUUCCAAUGAAGCUUCCUGGGGCAGACCUGACUGAGAGUCGGGCCCCGUGGUUCUUCCAGGGUUAG